Messenger RNA from Zootermopsis nevadensis, 1355 nucleotides. RefSeq names its product Proliferating cell nuclear antigen (gene PCNA). Gene Ontology annotation, molecular function: DNA polymerase processivity factor activity; DNA binding. The record is from RefSeq and is a predicted model, not a curated record. Gene Ontology annotation, cellular component: PCNA complex. NCBI's taxonomy places the organism in Eukaryota, Metazoa, Arthropoda, Insecta, Blattodea, Termopsidae. Gene Ontology annotation, biological process: mismatch repair; translesion synthesis; leading strand elongation.
UCGAUAUUCCUUCUUACCACAUUUUGGCGCUCGCAUUUGCCCAGCAAUCUACCAAUCAGAAGGAAAGAAGACUAAUUCUUUCUGAGUUAGGCGCGUAGUCUUUAUGUUUUUACUGUAUUGAAGGUUACAGCAGGUAGCAAGGAAGGCGAGUUUUGUGCGUAUUGUAUGAAUUAUAUGUUUUCUUGAUUAGGGAAUUCGUUAUAAAGAAGGGAACACUGAAGAUGUUUGAAGCUCGUCUUGUGCAAAGUUCCAUCCUAAAGAAGGUUUUGGAAGCUAUAAAAGAUUUACUUAAUGAAGCAACAUUUGAUUGUUCUGAUUCCGGAAUUCAGCUUCAGGCGAUGGAUAAUUCACAUGUUAGCUUAGUGUCUAUGAAUUUAAGAAGUGAUGGAUUUGACAAAUACCGAUGUGACAGGAAUAUUUCUAUGGGCAUGAAUUUGGGCAGUAUGACAAAGAUUCUUAAGUGUGCUGCUAAUGAGGAUGUUGUAACAAUGAAAGCACAGGACAAUGCUGACACUGUUACCUUUGUUUUUGAGUCCCCAAACCAAGAGAAAGUCUCAGAUUAUGAAAUGAAACUGAUGAAUCUAGACCAGGAACAUCUUGGGAUUCCAGAGACAGAGUAUGCAUGUGUUGUUCGUCUUCCUGCUGGGGAGUUUGCCAGAAUCUGCCGAGAUCUGAGUCAGUUUGGUGAAUCUGUUGUUAUUUCUUGCACUAAGGAAGGAGUUAAAUUCUCUUCUGCUGGUGACAUUGGUUCAGCAAACAUCAAAUUAGCCCAGACAAGCAAUGUUGAUAAAGAAGAACUUGCAGUCACCGUUGAAAUGCAAGAGCCUGUCACACUGACCUUUGCAUCACGAUACCUGAAUUCAUUCACCAAGGCAACAUCUCUUUCUAAUGUGGUUCAGCUGUCAAUGUCACCUGAUGUUCCUUUGGUAGUGGAGUAUAGAAUUGGGGAAAUCGGACACAUUCGUUAUUACCUUGCUCCCAAAAUUGAAGAUGAGGAUAACAAUUGAAUUUUCCAUUCUUGUAUUAUAAUUAGCAUAUUCUCAUUCCAUGGAAAGUGUUUGUUUUUUUGAAUGGAGCUGAACAGAUUGUUCACUUCUGUGGUUUUUUGCUUUAACAAAGAAAUUGCAACCAUUAUACAUUAAAUAGGUGUACUGCAGUUCUCUGCAUCCUAGUUCACUGCAUAUUUAUAUUCAUAUGGUGAAGAAUGGUGAAUAUUUCAUAUAAUGUGUGUCAAAUCAUAUAGAGAAUUUCAUCAGUCACAACUCACUGACAAAAAUAAACGACCAUCUGAUAUCAUAACAAUGUAAUUACUGUUUGAAGAUAUCCGUCUUCUGGGUUAUUGCGCUGUGUAGUCU